Molecule: messenger RNA, 558 nt
Organism: Guyanagaster necrorhizus
Lineage: Eukaryota; Fungi; Basidiomycota; Agaricomycetes; Agaricales; Physalacriaceae
Exons: 3
Coding region: 1-558 (185 amino acids)
Source: RefSeq, a predicted model, not a curated record
AUGCAGGACUUUGAAUCUCAGCUGAAGGAGAUUGUGACAGCCAAGCGUCUUUCAGCGUCGAAGGUGACGAAGCUGACAGAAGUCGCGCUAAAGUCGAUGAAGGAUGAUGUUCAACUUGUGUCUAUCCUGUAUCGUACCCACAAAGCUCUUCCGGCGCCGUCCAAGAUCCACAGUUUAUAUGUCUUUGACGCGCUUUCUCGGGCAGCACGACAUCAGGUCAACAAGCAUGAUCUUUCAGCUGGCUCCAGUCAAGGCAACGCCGCUACGUUUCUUUCUAAGGUUGAGGGCAUCUUGGAAGGUCUUUUCCAAGAUAUUCUUUCCGUUGGAAAAGAAGAAUUCAAGGAAAAAACCAAAAAAAUUCUUGAUAUUUGGGUAAAGGCAAAUACAUUUCCGGCCCAGAUACUUUCGAGCUUGACCAAAACGGUGAAGGAUUCAGAAAAAGGUGCUUAUCACUAUCCUGCCAUGUAUUCGCUAAGUACUUUCCCUACUUAUACAACCCCAUCCUUCUUUGCUCUCCCUGGGAGUUCCUGUAAACUGAAAGUCAGAACUAAAAUGUGA